Molecule: messenger RNA, 5028 nt
Organism: Penicillium bovifimosum
Lineage: Eukaryota; Fungi; Ascomycota; Eurotiomycetes; Eurotiales; Aspergillaceae
Product: bifunctional ATP-dependent DNA helicase/ssDNA endodeoxyribonuclease DNA2
Exons: 5
Coding region: 1-5028 (1675 amino acids)
Biological process (GO): replication fork reversal
Cellular component (GO): cytoplasm
Molecular function (GO): 5'-flap endonuclease activity; single-stranded DNA helicase activity
Source: RefSeq, a predicted model, not a curated record
AUGGCCACAAACAAUGCAUAUCCGAUUUCCUCCAACUCACGGACAAAGUUGAACGCGUUUCGCUUUAAAGAAGACGAAGCAAUUCCCCACGACACCUCGAAAGACGAGACGAAGUCGGCUAGUGGGAGCAAAGGAUCUCAAGAACCGGGCUCUAACCGUGAGGCUGAGCUGAUGCAGACAUCCUCCAAUGAAAGCAAGCCUCUACCUCAUGACGUUCAAGCACCGGAACCCGAGAUACAAGAAACAAGACCAACCAAAGACUGCCCUCAGACCCCAGGCAACAGGAUACCUCUGGCCGAUUUAAUCGGCAAUGCUGAAGAUUCUUUUGAUCCCGCGGCAGUUGCGGAGGUGACACCUGUUGAGCAUGUCAUAUGGCAGCAUGUGCCUGCCAGCUCAAACGCGGAUACUUCGUCUCAGACAACGGCGAGUCGUCGAAGGAAGCGCAGGCACAGUUCUUCGCCUGCUGGUUCUCCCUCAAAAGGAAAGAACAAAAAGAGCCAAAAAGAACCCCUCGAUCUCCAGUCAAUACAAGCUCUCUUCAAAACCCCGCAACAUGACAUGGCUGCCGAAUUGUGGAAUAAUUACAUUGACAAAAACAUGGUUGAUGGAGCAGAAGAGCUUCCACCACCGCGACUCGCAAAUCUUCUCUCAUCUUCACCUCAGACACCGGUUUCGGGCAGAACAAGCCGAGACUCUUCGGGGCUUAGGCGUGCAAUUAGUUGCACUACUGAAUUUCCCACUUCUCGGACAAAACGACGACGAGUCAACCGACUAGAUGCUCGUGGUCGUGGCAUGUUUGAACGGACUAGCAGCAAUGUCGAGUCUGGGAAUCCCAAAUCCUCAAGAAUCACUUAUCUUAUGGAGAAGAUUGAGAGAAGUAUACACAUGGCUCCUGCCGACGCGAGGCCACCUGGGUCUUCCCCUUUGCGUCAACACGUGGAUGUGCGCAGGUGUCGCUCAUCUUCGCCUAUGAAGGACAGUAAGCUCCACGAUAUUUUCGAAGAAGCUGCCAACUCACCUUGCGGCCCACCGCUGGAGAAAGGAAGAAUUGGGCAGCCGCCUGUUCUUGAAGAGUCGUCAUCCGAGUUCGGAGACGACGAUCUUGAUCAGGAUCUAAUGGAUUUGGCCGAUGUCUCGGGGGAUCCUUUCACUGAACCAACGCCCUCUAAUGAGUUUGCUUCUCUGGGAUCCUCUGGCUGGGCUGUCCUCACGGCAGAUAAGUCUCGUUCAUGCCACCCCAAAGAGGAUUCAAUCCUGGACAGCAAGCCUUCACUCCCUCCAAACAAUACGAAUAACGAAACGAAAGAUGAUGAAUUCGAUGAUUCCGAUGAUUAUGACGACCUGCCCGAUAAUCUGCAGGAACUCCUGGCAAAGUGUGACACACAGUCUAGACCGGCCGAGCCAUCAAACCAGAGUUCCAUGGGCCUAAAUCUGCAGAAGACAGAUGCGCUGAAUGCCUCUGUCAAUGGCAGUCUACAUAGCAAACACCCAGCUACCGUGACUGCCAAGGCCGAGAUUGGAUUGUCGGAUAAAGAGUUUGAUGACGAGUUUGAUGAUGAUUUUGAUAUGGAGGCCAUCGAACAAACUAUGAAGCAAGCAGGUGAAGCAGGACCGGCUUAUAACCUUAAAGGUCGACAAGCUAUCAAGCGUUAUCACAUCGUUGACAUCCAGGAGUCCACCUAUGUCACCCCGAAAGGCCGUACUCAGCCAGAACAGGGCUUGCUUGUCGAAGAUGAGAAAACUCGAGACCGCAAACACAUCAUCCUGCGGGAGACAUGGUUCGAUACUCCCUGCAGCAAGGACUCGUACAUCCACCUGGUCGGGGACUUCAACGCAGCUGGCCAAUGCGUUGUAGAUAAUACAAACAACAUGAUCAUCCUCCACCCUGAUCACCUCAUUUCCGCUACGGUUGUGGCAGAUUCGAUCGACUGCCAGCGACGAGCUGUCCUUCAAGAUCGAGUCAAAGUCAUCGGCGCACUUGAGAGGCCGCAGGCUUUCGGUGUGUUCUUUCACGAAGUUUUCCAAGAAGCUCUCAAAGCGAACCAAUGGGAUAUGGAUUCAUUGAAGACAUUGGUGGAGACUGUUAUGGGCAGACAUGUUGAGGAGCUGUACUCGAUUCAAAUGAGCAUCCCUGAAGCUGUUGAAUAUCUCAUGAGCAGGAUGCCUGCCGUCCUCGACUGGGCACACACUUUCCUACAUCCCAAGCCACAGGCCAAUUCUAUGGUAGAAGACCGCAACAGCUCCAAGUUAAAUUUGAGCAUCAAUAAGCUGCUCGGAGUCGAGGAGCAUAUUUGGUCCCCAAUGUAUGGGCUGAAAGGCAACAUCGAUGCGACUGUACAAGUCGCCUGUCGUGAAGAUAAAGUCGAGAGGAACCUGGUCGUUCCACUGGAGCUCAAGACUGGACGAAGAGACACGAACCAAUCACACAGAGCUCAAACGGCUCUUUACACUUUACUUCUGUCGGAUCGCUAUGAUCUUGAUGUGACUUUCGGGCUUCUCUAUUACCUCGAAUUGACGAAGACUCUCAGCAUCCGCGGAGUUCGACAUGAACUCCGCCAGAUGAUUCAGGUGCGCAAUCACUUGGCUGGCUAUAUUCGUGAAAGGCAGCAGCUUCCACCGAUGCUGAAGAAAGCGCGUCAAUGUAUUCGUUGUUAUGCAAAGACCCCUUGCCUCAUCUACCACAAGCUUUCUGAGGACGGCGAUGGAGAAACCAGCGCACUUGGCGAGGACUUUGAUGCGGCCGUCGGUCAUCUAGACAAUGGCGAUCGGGACUUCUUCCGGAAAUGGGAUGACCUGUUGACCAAAGAGGAAGGCAAUCUCGUCAAGUUCCGUCGUGAACUUUGGACGUUGCUGAGCAGCGAACGAGAGGCUCUGGGCCGAUGCUUCGGGGAUGUUGUGAUUGAUCCGAAAUCGGUAUACGAGGAAAACACUGGGACAAAGAUCAAUCGCUACCAUUAUACGUUCGUCAAACGAAAAGCGCCUCCUGGCUUCUCGUUUGCUGAAUCUCAAAUAUCUGUCGGUGAGCCAAUUGUCAUUUCCGAUGAGAAGGGACAUUUUGCUCUCGCCAACGGAUACGUGGUGCAUACUAGUCCAUCGCACAUCAAAGUCGGGGUGGAUCGAAAACUUCACAAUGCACGAUCUAAAACGGUCGGCUUCAAUGCAGUCACAAAUCAGUCCUUCAGAGGUAUCAUGGAGGUUGGAAAAGAAGAACCUGCAGCUCUGGAAGACCCGGAAGAGCAGCUGGUUUAUCGAAUCGACAAAGACGAAUUCAGCAACGGCAUGGCCAUUGUGCGAAACAAUCUCAUCUGCAUGAUGGAUAAAGACUUGUUCCAAGCGAGGCAGCUUCGACGGCUCAUUGUCGAGGGUCAAACGCCCGCCUUUAAGGCGUCGCCGUCCUCCGCAUACACGAUCUCUGAUCCCGGCAGUCUCAAUGUUGACCAAAAACAGGCCAUCGACAAGGUUAUGAGCGCCAAAGACUACGCCCUUGUCCUCGGAAUGCCUGGGACCGGAAAGACCACAACAAUUGCUCAUAUCAUUCGUGCGCUGGUCGCACAAGGCAAGAGUGUUCUUCUCACAUCGUACACCCACACUGCAGUUGACAACAUUCUACUGAAGAUCCGAGACGACAACAUUCGUGUGCUGCGUAUUGGUGCGACCGCCAAGAUCCAUCCGGAUGUCCAGGACUUCGCCGAUCUUGCUGCAAUCCCAAAGGCAACCAUUGAAGAACUGAAGAAUUCAUAUGAGAAGCCCCAGGUCGUUGCCACUACAUGCCUCGGAGUAAACCACAACAUUUUCAAUCAGCGCAUCUUCGACUACUGUAUUGUCGAUGAAGCUUCGCAGAUCACACUCCCUGUCUGCCUCGGCCCCAUCCGCAUGGCAAGGACUUUUAUCCUGGUCGGUGAUCACUACCAGCUGCCGCCGCUUGUGCAGAAUAAAGCGGCCCAGGAAGGAGGACUAGACGUCAGUCUCUUCAAAUUGCUCUCGGAUGCUCAACCAGACUCGGUGGUCAACCUAGAGCACCAGUAUCGCAUGUGUGAGGACAUCAUGUUACUCUCCAACACCCUGAUAUACUCGGGUCGUCUAAAAUGCGGCACACCGCAGGUUGCAAGCCGAUCUCUGGUUAUACCCGACAUGAACGCGCUCGAGAAAUUCCAUGUCGAUGAUGUGAGCCAAGCUCCGCCACGGUCUCAACGAGACCCCUGCCCUGGUACUCAUAACAGCUCAUGUUGGCUGCGCGACCUAUUGACGCCAUCUGCGAAAACGCGCCUGGUCAACACCGAUCCCAUCGGUCCUGCCGCUCUGGAGAUAGCACAGGGAAAUCGCGUAGUGAAUCAUAUGGAGGUCUUCCUCUGUUCGCAACUUGUGGAGUCCUUCAUCGCCUGCGGUAUUCCGGCACGCAACAUUGGCGUGAUCACCUUCUACCGGAGUCAACUUUCGCUUCUCCGCCAGAGUCUGCGACGCUACACUCCAGACCUUGAAAUGCACACCACAGACAAAUUCCAAGGCCGUGACAAAGAGAUCGUCAUACUGAGCUGCGUCCGCAGUAACGCUGAAAACAACGUCGGCGAACUCCUACGUGACUGGCGUCGUGUCAACGUCGCCUUCACUCGCGCACAAACGAAACUCCUGGUCGUCGGCAGCAGAUCCACUCUUCGCGAUGGUAACGAGCUCCUCUGCAAAUAUGUGCGUCUCAUGGAAAGCAAAGACUGGGUCUACAACUUGCCCAGCCAGGCAAUAGACAAGCAUGUCUUCGAUUGCACCUCGCAGUCGCAACUCAUGUCUCCGGGUGCGGUAUCGACCCCUGGCUCUGCCAAGGGCAAGCGCAAAGCCGAGAUGACGAGCCCUUCCAUCAAGAAAGGGUCACUCUCUGCUCGCUCUGCUCGUGAUCCACUAAGUCCACUGGGCUCCCGGCAAGCGCCUCCCGGUCCUCGGAAGCCUUCGAAGAUAGGUGCAAAGUUGUUCAACGGUACCAACGUGGUUGGCAAUCGGCCUAUCUUACGAGACAUUGUAAAUGACUUGACGGGUUAA